AUGCAAUCUGCCGAUUUUUGGGACGAGCUCGAAGAGCUCUACGGCGAACCAGUCGACGAUCUCACAAUCACACCCCGAGCCUGCAUCCGAUGCAACGUAGGUCGAGCUCAAACCCCAUACCCAUGGCCACUAAUUGUAGUCAAUGAAUGGAUCAGCGAGAACCACCUCCUCUGGUCCCUAAGCGCCAGCCUCGCAGAAACCGGUCUCGACGAACAAUGGACUCAGACCUUCAACGCCAGCUUCUCCGAGUACUGGACUCAGAUCCAGGACGUUAUAAAUCGUACAGAGCCCGGUGCCGCUCGAUCUUUGCUAAGCAUCCCUAAGCCGCCCAUCGAGGUAGCAUUCUUCACACAUACAGUUGGGAGGGUGAAUAACAACUUUGCCAUCGUUUCUACGCCUCCCGAUACGCGCGCCGGAGCGGGUCUCUUGAAUCUCUUGGGAUAUGUAUAUCAUGAAGGUAUUCCCCUAGAUGACCACUUUCAUGUAGCUCUCUGCAACGGGCGUGUGGCUGCGCGCAUGUUUGACUUACUUAUGCCCUCCCCACAGGACUUAGGGUGGCUACCGGGCUCGUCUGGGUAUACGGAGCUUGAGACGGUGCCUCCUCCUCCUUAUAGUGAGGACUCUCCUCUACCUCCUGAUUACUCUCCGUGA
Penicillium paradoxum is the source of this 651-nucleotide messenger RNA. RefSeq lists its product as uncharacterized. NCBI's taxonomy places the organism in Eukaryota, Fungi, Ascomycota, Eurotiomycetes, Eurotiales, Aspergillaceae. The transcript has a single exon. The coding region runs from base 1 to 651 and encodes 216 amino acids. The record is from RefSeq and is a predicted model, not a curated record.